UUCAUUCGCCAAUGAAAUGGUGUGCUUCGCGAUAGUUUUACUUGUGCUUUUCAUAGCGAUUUGUGUAUGGGCAUUACAAAUUCACAUCUCUACAAAAUAUCGCCGCAAACUUACCGAUCGUAUUCCCGGUCCAUUUUGUUAUCCCAUAUUGGGUUGUGUGGGUGAAGCUACUACUCUAACGCCCAAACGUUUAAUAUCAAAAUCUUUCGAGAUGUAUGAAUUGUACGGCCACACCAUAAAAGUAUGGAUAUUAGACAAGCUGUUUAUAUUAACAUCAAAUGCCGAUUUUAUGGAGCAAAUCUUAUCGCAUCCCACACAAACACGAAAAAUUAGAUUAUAUAACAUCAUAAAACCAUGGGUGGGCGAGGGUCUUCUAUUAAGCGGGGAGAAAAAGUGGUACACGCGACGUAAAAUCAUAACUCCAGCAUUUCAUUUUUCAAUAUUGGAGAAAUUUUUGGAAGUUUUCGAUCGACAAACCUCAGUACUUAUGGACUGUUUGGCUGAGAGGGCCGAUGGCAAAACCGCUUUCGAUGUUAUGCCCUAUAUUUGUUCGGCUGCCUUGGAUAUAAUAACGGAAACGGCAAUGGGAGUGGACGUAAAUGCUCAAACGGACAAGACAAUGCCAUACACCAUGGCAGUAAGAGAAAUGUCAGGUCUUAUUACGUGGCGUUUGGUGCGAGCCUAUUUACACGAUGAAUGGCUAUUUUCCAUUUUGUGUCCACUCAAGAAAUUGAGACAAACUAAACUCAUAACGACAAUGCACAAAUUCACCAGAAACGUUAUUGAGAAACGUCGACGAGAUCUAGAGAAAUAUAUAAAAUCGGACAUUAACAUGGAAAAUUAUGAUCCCGACAAUAUUGGCAUUCGAAAACACAAGGCCCUUUUGGAUUUGCUGUUGCAGGCAACCAUAGAUGGUAAUCCAAUGUCCGAUGAAGAUAUUCGGGAAGAAGUUGAUACCUUUAUGUCUGCCGGACAUGAUACCACAACUACAGCACUAAGUUUUACUCUAUAUCUCGUGUCGCGACAUCCUGAAGUGCAGCAAAAACUUCUGGAUGAAAUACAUGCGAUUUUUGGAGAGAAAUCUGUCGAGCCCUUUACGCCGGCCAAAUUAAGUGAUUUGAAGUAUAUGGAAUGUGUCAUCAAAGAAUCGCUGCGUUUAUAUCCACCAGUGCCGUUCAUAGGACGUGAAAUUACAGAAGAUUUUCGCUACAGUCACCCGGUCUUAGGCGAUGGCAUUAUUCCAGCUUCGACCCAGUUCAUAGUUUCAAUUUUCAAUGCUCUUCGAGCGCCUUCAAUUUACGAUAGACCCUCGGAAUUUAUACCAGAUCGGCACAGAGAAUCUUCCCUUAACAGCCCAUUCAUAUUUGUUCCAUUUAGUGCUGGUCCACGAAAUUGCAUCGGCCAACGAUUUGCAAUGCUUGAAAUUAAAGUUGCCUUGUGUAAAAUUUUACGCGAAUAUGAGUUAUUGCCACUGGGAGAUGAUGUUGAGCCCAUAUUGGGAAUUCUGCUACGUUCCGAAAAUGGUAUGCAACUUGGCAUGAGGAGGAGAUCUGCUGCAUGAAAUACGUUGUGUAAUGUUUUAUUUUUAUAUAAAUGCGACAAACAAAAAAAGGUUUUUGUGUUGAUAGUAUUUUUAAGAGUGAAAAUUACAAAUGUUUGUUUUAGUACGGUCGGUAUAAAUAUUAUAAAAGAAACAGUAAAACAAAAUUUGCCCACAUAUAGUUUCAUAUAGAAUAUAAGAGUAAUAAAUAAAAAAAUACAAAAUUAUUUGUCAUAAAAUUCUAUUAUAAGCCUCAGAAUAUCAAAGGUCUAAAUCUUACUCAAACCCCAGAAAUUCGUAAUUAUUUUUAUUUAUUUUAAGUUUGGAGCCGUACUUCAUGCUAGUUCAUACAAAAAUCACCUACAAAAAAUCGUUUUAGAAGGUUGACAUUAAAGACAAAAUAUUCUACACACUUCCAUCAUAAACUAAAAAAAAGCAGGCCGGGCCGAACUUUGAAUACCAUCCACCAUUUCGAACGAAUUUGCCAAUUUUUAAAAAAAUAAAAGCCAUUAACAAUUCUGUUAAGAUCUUAAAAAUA
Musca domestica (house fly) is the source of this 2078-nucleotide messenger RNA. RefSeq names its product cytochrome P450 4d8-like. NCBI's taxonomy places the organism in Eukaryota, Metazoa, Arthropoda, Insecta, Diptera, Muscidae. Bases 17 to 1561 code for a protein of 514 amino acids. Gene Ontology annotation, molecular function: monooxygenase activity; iron ion binding; heme binding. The transcript has 4 exons. The record is from RefSeq and is a predicted model, not a curated record.